This is a messenger RNA of Ipomoea nil (Japanese morning glory), 4034 nucleotides long. RefSeq lists its product as uncharacterized. Bases 144 to 3542 code for a protein of 1132 amino acids. The record is from RefSeq and is a predicted model, not a curated record. The transcript is spliced from 4 exons. Lineage: Eukaryota; Viridiplantae; Streptophyta; Magnoliopsida; Solanales; Convolvulaceae.
GAAACUGAGAAAGCGCCUCGCUGGUAACGCACACAGAUCAACACCUCCUUGGGCCGCCCCCUGGUACCCUCACUGUGACCUACACGUAUAGCUGCGCUGCAUAGCUAAGCUUCCUCGUAAUCGCCGUUCGAAUUCCGGCGAAAAUGUUGCCGCCGGAGCUCCAACCGCGGACGGUCCGUCCCUACAUUUCGUCCUCGAUAAGCGUUCCAAAUCUCUCAUCCACUCUGACCAGCGGCUACAGCCCCAAACGGAACCCUAGCCUCAGUCCCGAUUCUUCGUUCUACGGUCUCGGCAGCAUCGCUUCUUCUAGAUCGCUCAAGAACUCCAGGUUUGCUCCGUCGUCUUUCGCGCACAACGCUAGAAUCGCCGUUGCCCUGAUCCCUUGUGCCGCCUUCCUCCUUGACCUCGGCGGUACUCCCGUGAUCGCCACCAUCACUUUCGGCCUCAUGGCGGCCUACAUCCUUGAUUCUCUCAAUUUGAAGUCGGCUUCAUUUUUCGCGGUUUGGUUCUCCCUCAUCUUCGCUCAGAUUGCUUUCUUCUUCAGCUCCUCACUUACUGUCACCUUCAAUUCCAUUGCUCUCGGCCUUCUUGCCACCUCGGUUUGUGCUCUAGUCAAUUUCCUGAUUGGAGUUUGGGCUUCGCUGCAAUUCAAGUGGAUUCAGAUAGAAAAUCCUACCAUUGUGAUGGCUCUUGAGCGGCUUUUAUUUGCCUGUAUUCCGGUAAUAGCUUCCACCAUUUUCACGUGGGCAACAGUCUCCGCAGUUGGUAUGAUCAAUGCGGCUUAUUAUCUCAUGAUAUUUAAUUGCAUAUUCUAUUGGCUUUUCUCGAUUCCCCGUGUAUCAUCAUUCAAGAUGAAGCAAGAAGUGAGUUACCAUGGCGGAGAGGUUCCAAAUGACAGUCUAAUCCUUGGUCAGCUCGAGAGUUGUUUGCACACCCUGAACCUUUUGUUCUUACCUCUGAUGUUUCAUAUUGCCUCACAUUAUUCGGUUAUGUUCUCCUCCAGUGCUGCUGUUUGUGAUUUGUUUCUUCUUUUCUUCAUCCCCUUUUUAUUUCAAUUGUAUGCCUCCACUAGAGGGGCUCUGUGGUGGGUCACUAAGAAUGACCACCAGUUGCAGAGCAUUCGCAUGGUGAAUGGUUCUAUUGCUUUGGUUAUUGUUGUAAUUUGCCUGGAGGCUAGAGUUGUUUUCCAUUCAUUUGGGAGAUACAUUCAGGUGCCACCGCCAUUAAAUUACUUGCUUGUCACCAUUUCAAUGCUUGGAGGGGCAGCAGCAGCAGCUGCUUAUGCUCUUGGGAUGAUCUCUGAUGCUUUUUCUUCAUUAGCAUUCACCGUUGUGGGUGUUAUCGUGAGUGCAGCUGGAGCUAUUGUAAUAGGAUUUCCUGUACUGUUUAUUCCAUUACCAUCAAUUGCUGGAUUUUGUUUGGCUAGGUUUUUUACAAAAAAGAGUGCUUCAUCAUACUUUGCAUUUGUUGCACUUGGGAGCUUGAUGUUUGCAUGGUUUGUGAUGCACAAUUAUUGGGGUCUGAAUAUUUGGCUGGCUGGCAUGUCUUUAAAGUCCUUCUGCAAGCUUAUUGUUGGUUGUGUUAUCUUGGCAAUGACUAUUCCUGGUCUAGCUAUCCUCCCUCCGAAAUUUCGAUUUUUAACUGAGUUUGGUUUGAUCAGCCAUGCAUUGCUGCUAUGCCACAUUGAAAACCAGUUUUUUAGUUACUCCAACAUAUACUAUUAUGGGAUGGAGAAUGAUGUGAUGUAUCCAAGUUAUAUGGUUUUCAUGACUACUUUUUUGGGUUUAGCAAUUGUUAGGAGGCUGCUUGUGGACAAUCGAAUUGGACAGAAGGCAGUCUGGGUUCUAACUUGCCUUUAUUUCUCAAAGCUGUCCAUGCUUUUCAUAUCAUCAAGGACUGUUUUGUGGGCAUCAGCUAUUCUUUCUCUUGCUGUUACUCCUCCAGUACUUCUUUAUAGGUACUCAGUGUCUCAGGACAAGUCAAGACCUGCCUCAAAGAUGAAGCCUUGGCAAGGUUAUGUGCAUGCUGUGGUGGUUGCUUUAUCAGUAUGGUUCUGUUGUGAAACAAUAUUUGAAGCUCUUCAGUGGUGGAAUGGCAGACCUCCGUCUGAUGGUUUGAUUUUAGGUUCCUGUAUUCUAUUGACAGGAUUGGCUUGUCUGCCCAUAGUUGUGCUCCAUUUCUCCCAUGUUAUGUCCGCCAAGAGAUGCUUGGUGCUGGUGUUAGCUACGGGCCUGUUGUUUAUUUUGAUGCAGCCGCCUAUCCCGUUGUCAUUGAAUUACCGCUCUGAUUUCAUUAAAGCUGCCCGUCAAUCUGCGGAUGACAUUUCCAUUUAUGGUUUCUUUGCAUCAAAGCCAACAUGGCCAUCAUGGUUGCUUAUAGUGGCAAUCCUACUCACACUGGCUGCCAUUACCUCAAUCAUACCCAUAAAGUACAUUGUUGAAUUAAGAACUUUCUAUGCCAUUGCUAUGGGAAUUGCUCUUGGAAUCUACAUAUCUGCAGAAUAUUUUCUUCAGGCGGCAGUCCUGCAUGCACUUAUUGUAGUUACCAUGGUCUGUACAUCUGUAUUUGUGGUCUUUACCCAUUUUCCAUCCGCUUCGAGUCCAAAGCUCCUCCCAUGGAUAUUUGCUUUGCUCGUGGCCCUUUUUCCAGUCACUUAUUUGUUGGAAGGCCAGGUGAGAAUAAACAAAAACAUGCUUGGAGACGAUGGAGUGUUGGAUGUGGGGGAGGAAGACAGCAAGCUGGCAACAUAUUUGGCAGUUGAAGGUGCAAGGACAUCUCUUCUUGGCUUAUAUGCUGCAAUCCUAAUGCUUAUAGCUCUUGAGGUGAAGUUUGAACUGGCUUCACUCAUGCGAGAAAAAGCAGAAGGGGGUGGAUUAAGACAUAGCCAGUCUAGUCAGAGCAGCUCUGCCACUGUCACCCCAAGAUUGAGGUUCAUGCAGCACCGCCGGGCUUCAACUGUUACUAGCUUUACAAUAAAGAGGAUGGCUGCCGAGGGUGCCUGGAUGCCUGCAGUUGGCAAUGUUGCCACAAUUAUGUGCUUUGCAAUAUGCCUGAUCUUAAAUGUCAAUCUCACUGGUGGGUCAAACCGUGCUAUAUUCUUCUUGGCACCCAUCUUGCUCCUCAUUAAUCAGGACUCUGAUUUUGUUGCUGGAUUUGGGGACAAGCAGAGGUACUUCCCUGUUACAGUUGCCAUCUCAUUCUACCUGGUAUUAACAGCCCUUUAUAGUAUAUGGGAAGAAUCAUGGCAUGGAAAUGAGGGCUGGGGUUUGGAAAUUGGUGGACCAAUUUGGUUUUUCGCUGUUAAGAAUUUAGCACUCCUUGUUCUUACAUUUCCAAGCCAUAUCCUUUUCAAUCGCUUUGUUUGGAGCUACACUAAGCAGGCCGAUACACUGCCUUUGCUGACAAUACCCCUUAAUCUACCAUCAGUUUUGAUGACAGAUAUCAUCAAGGUCAAGAUAUUGGGGCUCCUUGGAGUUGUAUAUUCUUUAGCUCAGUAUCUGAUAUCCAGACAACAAUAUAUUUCGGGAUUAAAAUAUAUUUAGACAAGAAGACAAUGUGUACUAUAUGUCCAUAUGUUCAACCAAUUUUCAAGUGAGGAAUGAAAGUCUCGGUUUUUCCUGCUUCCAACAGUUCUCUAUCUGUACUUUACCCUGAAGCUUGGAAGCAUAAAAUGUCUAGCAACUGCAGGGUGUAUCCUUAGGGGUAAUUAGUGUAGUGGUCUGCAUUUCAUAUUCUAAUACACUUCUCCAGCACUGGCUAAUUAAAUUUGUAGUUUUCAUACUCUUUUAUUGGGGUAUAACACAUGCCAUCAGAAUUUACAAACUGAUUUAGCCCAUUGCACCAGAGUUGUGUAUAUGUUGAUAAUUCUGUGUGACCAAUGCAGCAGUUGAUUCCUUAUUCACAGAUGUUAGCAUUGAACCUUUUUAUAGAUGGUGGGAGAGGAAUGAGUGGAAGGCUUAUCCCUAUCCUCUUGAGAUAAAGAUAGGGAGAAAGCUUCUCCCCGUCUUCUUCAACUACCGGUAUUAUUCUCUUCU